Messenger RNA from Lutzomyia longipalpis, 7449 nucleotides. Its product is annotated as fatty acid synthase-like. Bases 71 to 7261 code for a protein of 2396 amino acids. The record is from RefSeq and is a predicted model, not a curated record. NCBI's taxonomy places the organism in Eukaryota, Metazoa, Arthropoda, Insecta, Diptera, Psychodidae. Gene Ontology annotation, molecular function: fatty acid synthase activity; 3-oxoacyl-[acyl-carrier-protein] synthase activity; oxidoreductase activity. Gene Ontology annotation, biological process: fatty acid biosynthetic process. The transcript has 7 exons.
AAAGUAAAAAUAAAGAUUUAAUUACAACAAAUUAGAAAAGAGAAAAAAAAACAUAAAAAAAAUCAAAAGGAUGUCCACCAGAAUGAGGGAUUAUUCUUCAGAAAGAAAUCAUGAAGAAAUUGUAAUUUCUGGCUUCUCAGGACGCUUCCCUGAGAGUUCAAACGUCGAAGAAUUCAGAAAUAAUCUCUUCAAUGGCGUUGAUAUGAUCAAUGAUGAACCACGUCGUUGGCCAAAUGGUCUGUAUGGCCUCCCGGCUCGAAUUGGAAAGAUCAAGGAUGAAGAUUUGGAGAAUUUUGAUCAUUUCUUCUUCGGUAUUCAUCAAAAACAAGCCGAAUCAACAGACCCAGUUGUUAGAAUGGUUCUUGAGUCCACCUUUGAAGCAAUUGUUGACUCAGGACAAAAUCCUCGAAAUUUGCGAGGUUCCCGUACUGGAGUUUACGUUGGUUGUUCAACGUGUGAAGCCGAAGAGUAUUGGAGUAGUAGUCCUGAUCUUGUGAAUGAAUACGGCAUGUUAGGGUGCAUUCGAUCUUUAUUUGCAAAUCGCAUCUCUUAUACAUUUGAUUUUUGCGGCCCAAGUCAUACUGUUGAUACAGCAUGCUCCAGUUCUCUCUAUGCAAUGAAUCAGGCAUUUGCAGACAUUCGUGCAGGACGUUGUGAUGCAGCCAUAGUUGCUGGAUUAUGCCUCAUCCUCAAACCCAUUACGUCAUUACAAUUCAAAAAACUGAAAAUGUUGAGCCCCGAAGGAAGAGCCAAUAUAUUCGAUGAAUCUGCCGAUGGAUACAUCAGGGCAGAUGCAUGCUGUGUGACCUUCCUGCAGAAGGCAAAAGAUGCCAAUCGUGUGUAUGCAACAAUCCUCAACAUACGUACAAAUACAGACGGUGCCAAGGAGCAAGGUAUUACGUAUCCCAGUAGUAAGAUGCAAAAGAGGCUCAUUGAGGAGACAUUUGAAGAAAUAAAUCUCAAUCCACGCGAUGUUGCUUACGUUGAGGCGCACGGAACUGGAACAACUGUUGGAGAUCCAGAGGAAGUUAAUGUGAUCUGUGAUGUCUUCUGCAAAGAUCGCACAACACCUCUUCCAAUUGGUUCUGUUAAAUCCAACAUGGGUCAUGCUGAACCAGCAUCCGGGCUGUGUUCCAUUGCAAAAUUAAUUAUUGCCAUGGAGGAAGGCGUUAUCCCGGGGAAUUUGAACUACAAAAUCCCGAAUCCCAAAAUACCUGGGCUAACUGAUGGGCGCCUUAAGGUUGUGGAUAGGAAUACCCCAUGGGAUGGUGGCAUUGUUGCUGUGAAUAAUUUUGGUUUUGGCGGUGUAAAUGUUAAUCUUAUAAUGAAAUCCAAUCCAAAUCCCAAAGCUAUAAAAGCUCCAGAUAAUUUACCACGAUUGGUGGUUGCGUCAGGACGUACUGCUGAAGCUGUGGAGACUCUCCUGAAGGACAUUGAGGCUCAUGCUGAGGACGAAGAAUAUUUAGCCCUUGUCAAUGAAGUCUACACCACAAAUAUUCCUCUUCACAUCUACCGUGGAUACACCAUUGUAGGCCAGGAUGUGGCACAGAAUGAAGUAAUUGCUGUGACAGAGAUCAAUCGUCCCAUUGUCUUCGUAUACUCAGGCAUGGGCUCCCAGUGGGCACACAUGGCUAAGGAAUUGAUGCAAAUUGAUGUCUUCAGCAGCGUAAUCCAACGUUGUGCUGAAACUCUGCGUCCCGAAGGCGUCGAUCUUCUCAAUAUUUUAACAGAAAUGGAUGAAUCAAAAUUCGAUAUUUUGGAUAAUUUCGUGGCAAUUGCUGCAAUGCAAGUUGCUCUCACUGAUAUCCUUAUGAAACUUGGAAUUGUGCCUGAUUGCAUUGUUGGGCAUUCAGUAGGUGAGCUAGGAUGUGCCUAUGCUGAUGGAUGUUUUACACCGGAACAAGUAAUUCUGGCAGCAUAUUGGCGUGGGAGGAGUAUUGUGGAUACUGAACUAAUUCCCGGGAUGAUGGCAUCCGUUGGCCUAUCCUGGGAGGAAUGCCUGAAACGCCUACCCAGCGAUAUUCUUCCUGCUUGCAAUAACAGCGCAGAUAACGUCACGAUCUCUGGACCAACAGAAUCAAUUUACAAAUUUGUGGAAAUCCUUCAAAAGGAAGGAAUAUUUGCCAGAGCUGUUAAUACAUCUGGGAGAGCUUUUCACAGCAAGUACAUAGCAAAAGCUGGGCCAAAGCUUCAGAAGUCACUCGAAAAAAUUAUCUCAAACCCAAAGGAUCGCACGGAAAAAUGGAUAAGUUCGAGUAUCCCUGAAGCAGCAUGGAGUACAUCGCUGGCUAAGAAAAGCUCAGCUGAUUAUCAUGUUAACAACCUCCUGUCUCCAGUUUUAUUCCACGAAGCUGUACAGCACAUUCCAAAAAAUGCAAUUUGCAUUGAAAUCGCUCCUCAUGGGCUUCUUCAGGCUAUCCUUAAGCGAUCCCUUGGGAAGGAUGUAACCAAUUUGAGUCUUGUAAAGCGCAAUCAUGACAAUAACAUUCGUUUUAUGCUAAGCAACAUCGGGAAACUCUAUGGAAAUGGAGCUCAACCAGCUGUUGGAAAGCUUUUCCGCGCGGUAUCUUUUCCCGUAGGACGUGGUACACGGAUGAUUAAUUCACGGAUCAAAUGGGAUCAUUCGCAUAAGUGGGCAGUACCGAAAUUCGGUAUGAUUAAUACCUCAGGGGAAACCGUUGUGGAUUUCAAUCUUUCCAAUGAGAAAGAUGCCUUUUUGGCGGGACACAACAUAGAUGGUCGUGUCCUUUUUCCCGCCACAGGAUACAUUAUGCUCGCUUGGCGUCAAUUUGCAAAAUCACGAGGAAAUACCUUCGAACGUCUACCAGUUGUCCUGGAAAAUCUUAUCUUUCAUCGUGCCACAAUUUUACCAGGAGAUGGUACCGUGAAGCUUGGAGUUAAUUUUUUCGAUGGCUCAGGGAAGUUUGAAAUCUGCGAAGGGGGUACGUUAGUUAUGUCGGGAAAUAUUCGAAUUUCCGAGAACAUUGAGCAAGAGGAAUUACCCCUGAAUCCAAUUCCUGAGUCAACAAAUAAUUUGCAAUUGACUAAAAAUGAUUUCUACAAGGAAUUGCGCCUUCGUGGAUAUGACUACAGUGGUCAAUUUCGUGGUGUUGUACAGGCAAAUCCCAAUGCGGAUCAGGGAAAAUUGGAAUGGAUUGGGAAUUGGGUAUCAUUUAUGGAUACAGCCAUUCAAUUCAGUAUCUUGGGAACGGAUUUACGUGGUUUGUACCUACCAAAACGCAUUGAGAAAAUUUUAAUUGACCCGGAAAAGCAUCUCAAGCUAGCAGCAGAAUAUAGCUCAGAUGAAGGGAAGAUAAUUUUUCCCGUGUACAUGUAUAAAGAUAUCAAUGUGAUUAAGAGUGGCGGCGUGGAAAUGCGUGGUUUGUGUGCAACAUCAGCUCCACGACGUCAAGAUUCUCAUUCAUCCCCGAAAUUGGAGAGAUACACAUUCAUACCGAAUUACAACAAACAGGAGCUUUCAGAGCAACAAGAUUUGGCAAAGGAGCAUGCAAUUGCAAAUGCAGUUCAGCUUGCCAUUGAAAAUUGCAAAGGAGCUUUCAAGAUAAAGACAGCUGAGUUGGUACUGGAUAGAGAACCAGAAGCUCUUGUAAGUCCAGCCGUACAGAAAAUUAUUGAAAAUCAACCUGCCCUGGCUAGUGAUGUAGCCAUUGUGGUGAAGAAUAAUACGCCAGAAUUGGAAGAAUUCGUUAGAGAAUCUGAGAUUAAUAUUUUUAUUAAAAAUAUCACAGCAGGACCUCUUGAAAGCAGCUACAAUUUGUACAUAGCAGCGGAUGUUCUUACACAUAUUCAUGCUCAAUUAAUUUUGAGAAACAUCAGAGAAUCCAUCAAGGAAGAUGGUUUUGUUCUACUUGAAGAAUCAGCCAACAACGAGCUUGAAAAGCUUGAAAAGCUUUUUGCAAAGCUCAAUUUUUCUGUGAUUUCUUCACAAAUUUCCUCAAAGAGGAUAUUUCUUCUUCUUCGUCCUACAUUUGAUAUAAAGUCUCACAACUAUCAAAUUAUUAACGUGACUGAGAGGAAUUUUAAGUGGUUGGAUGAACUCAAGUCAGCCAUUCUUAAGGCAGAGCAUGAGAAGAAACUCAUUUAUAUUGUAUGCCAAAGUGAAGAAUUCUUUGGCGCUGUGGGCUUCUUGAAUUGCCUAAAGAAUGAAACAGGGGGGAAAUUUGCGAGAUUAUUCUUUAUUCAAGACAAAAAAGCUCCACAAUUCUCCUUCUCUAAUCCCAUCUAUGCUAAUCAGGUGGCUAAGAAUCUAACUAUAAAUGUUCUUAAGAAUGGAAUUUGGGGUACAUUUCGGCACCUUAAGUUAGAUUGCCAGCCAAAUGUAGCCUCAAUGCAAGUUGAGCAUGCCUAUGUGAAUGUCCUAACAAAAGGAGAUCUAUCCAGUUUGAGGUGGAUUGAAGGACCUCUCAGCUGCGAUCGCCCAGAUCUCAAUGAUCCCAAUUUUGACCUCUGUACCGUUUACUACGCACCACUAAAUUUCCGCGAUAUUAUGCUGAGUUCUGGAAAACUUUCCACUGAUUCCCUGCCAAAGUAUAUAGCUAAAGAAGAGUGUGUUCUUGGAAUUGAAUUUUCUGGACGUAGUUCAAAUGGAAAACGAAUAAUGGCGAUGGUACCGUCCAAAUCUCUCUCAACGACGUGUGUUGUACGAAAAGCCAUGAUGUGGCCUGUACCGGAUUCAUGGACUCUGGAGCAAGCAUCAACAAUUCCAAUUGUCUACUCAACUGUGUACUAUGCGCUCGUUAUGCGCGGGAAAAUGAAGAAAGGUGAGAGUAUUCUCAUACAUGCCGGGUCUGGUGGUGUUGGAUUAGCUGCAAUUUAUGUGGCUCUCCAUGCUGGCCUUACCGUAUUCACCACAGUUGGGAGCAAGGAAAAGCGGGAGUUCCUUCGAAAAACCUUCCCACAGCUAAAGGAUCAAUGUAUUGGAAAUUCACGCGAUUGUUCCUUUGAACAGAUGAUUAUGCGUGAAACCAGUGGCAGAGGUGUGGAUUUGGUAUUGAAUUCAUUGGCUGAUGAUAAAUUUCAAGCAUCUGUAAGGUGCUUAGGGUUGAAUGGGAGAUUCCUAGAGAUUGGUAAAUUUGAUCUCAACAAUAACACUCCCAUGGGAACGUCUGUAUUCCUCAAAAAUAGCAGUUUCCACGGAAUUUUCCUGGAUAGUAUUAUAAAUAACUACGAAGAGGUAAUUUCUGAAGUUGAAAGGCUAAUUUAUGAUGGAAUUAAGAGUGGGGCUGUUCAGCCAUUGCCAACAACUGUCUUUGAUGAUCAGCAUGUGGAGCAAGCUUUCCGCUUUAUGGCAUCUGGAAAGCACAUUGGCAAGGUAGUCAUCAAAGUACGUGAUGAGGAAAAGGAGAAAACUUUACUACCAAAACCUAAGCUGAUCUCAGCCAUUCCGAGAACGUAUCUGCAUAAGGUGAAGACGUACGUGAUCAUCGGUGGAUUAGGCGGAUUUGGACUUGAAUUAAUUCAUUGGCUAAUUUCUCGUGGAGCAAAGAACAUCGUGGCAUCGUCUAGAAGUGGAAUAAAGACAGGCUAUCAGUGCAUGAUGGUGCAACGUUGGAAGAAGAAUGGUGUGAACGUGGUGGUUGAUACAAAUGAUGUAACCACACAGCAAGGUGCUAAACAGCUCCUCAAGCAAGCAACAGAACUAGGAUCUGUAGGUGGAAUUUUUAAUUUAGCCGCUGUUCUGCGUGAUGAUAUUUUUGAAAAUCUUCAGGAGAAAGAUUUUCACACUGUUUGCCUACCCAAAGUAACUGCUACAAAAUUCCUCGAUGAAGCUUCACGAACUCUCUGCCCUAACUUGGACUACUUCAUCUGCUUCUCCAGUGUUUCUUGUGGACGUGGCAAUAUUGGCCAAACAAACUAUGGUUUAGCUAAUUCAGCAAUGGAAAGGCUGUGUGAAGCACGUCAGGCAGCUGGGUAUCCUGGUAUGGCCAUUCAGUGGGGAGCUAUAGGUGAUACGGGGUUAGUAAUUGAAAAUUUAGGUGACAACAACACCAUUAUUGGUGGAACAUUGCCCCAGAGGAUGGUAUCCUGCCUACAAACUCUAGAUCUCUUCAUGCAGCAACCUCAUGCUGUGCUAGCAUCAAUGGUUCUUGCGGACAAAAGAAAAUCCGCCAAUUCGGGUGAAGCAAGUCCAGCAACAUGUGUGGCAAAUAUUCUUGGAUUCAGUGAUCUCAGUAAAAUUCCCAACUCAUCGAAACUAACAGACCUAGGAAUGGACUCACUAAUGGGUGCAGAGAUUAAGCAGACACUAGAGAGGAAUUAUGAUAUAGUGCUGAAUGUACAGGAAAUUGGGCAUCUUACAUUUGAAAAAUUAAAGGCUUAUGAUGGCAAAGCACUAACGUCCACAACGACGUUAAAACCAGAGGAACUUAGUCCUGAAAGUCAGCUUGUAGCACAGGCUGAAUUUUCCAAAGAUCUCAUGCCAACGAAAGUUUUGAUUCGUCUUCCCUCAAAGGACUCAGAAAUUGGCAAACCGAGGCCAAUAUUUAUGGUCCACGCUAUGGGAGGUGUUGUGGAUGCUCUCAGGCAAUUGGCAGCAGAGCUAGAUCGUCCAAUUUGGGGUCUUCAGUGCACUGUGGACGUCCCCUUGGAGUCCUUACAGGAAACCGCCAAAUUCUACAUUAAACAAAUGAAAACUGUUCAAACUACGGGCCCCUAUGUAAUCGCUGGAUAUUCAUAUGGGGCAAUUAUUGCCUUUGAAAUGGCGUGGUAUUUGGAGAAUGUUCUCAAAGAAGAAGUCAAUGUGAUCUUCUUAGAUGGAUCCCCGCGCUUUGUAAACUUCUACACACAAUUGCGAAAGCAGAGAAAAUCUGCCGUUGAAUUUCGAGCUUAUGGUGAAGCUCAAUGUCUUGCCCAUUUUGCCAUGGCCACUGCGCGUCUGAAUUCCACAGUUAUUGCAAAUGAACUCUUAACCUUACCCACUUAUGAGGAAAAACUAAGGAGAUGCGCUGAAUUAGUGCACAAAGUCACCAAUCAAAAUUAUGAGCUUAUUUCUACAGCAACAGACUCUUUUCUGAAAAAGCUCUCAGCUUCAGAUGCUUAUCAAGCAAGUGGAAAAAUAAAGUCCAACGUUACUCUUAUUAAAUGUACAUUGAAAGCUCUCAAUUUACCGGAAGACUACGACUUAGGAGAGUUUUGCGAGAGGGAAGUAACAAUUUAUGCUGUCGAUGGGAACCACCGAACCUUCCUCACUGGAGAAUCUGUGCGAAAAGUCGCAGAAAUCAUACAAAGUAUUGUCAAUUGAGAGCUUUUGAGCUUCAGAAAAUUACAAAUUGGUGUAUUGUCGUUAAGUGGGAAGGAGUGGGUGGUAAAAUAGCAUUAGGAGUGAUCCAAAAAAUUCCUUUUUUCAAAUAAUUAAUUCUAUUACUUUUAAUAUUGUUUUAAAAAAUUAAAACGUUUAAGAAAAUUAUUUAAAUAAUUUUGUUUUUCUUU